Molecule: messenger RNA, 1350 nt
Organism: Brassica napus (rape)
Lineage: Eukaryota; Viridiplantae; Streptophyta; Magnoliopsida; Brassicales; Brassicaceae
Product: N-acylphosphatidylethanolamine synthase
Exons: 6
Coding region: 288-1148 (286 amino acids)
Biological process (GO): phospholipid metabolic process
Source: RefSeq, a predicted model, not a curated record
GCUUAAACGUUUAAUAUAUCUAUGUGGUGGGCUCAAUAAAGCCCAACAAAGCUUGGUAGAUAAUAACUGUUUGCCUGUCUUCCUCUCGGCAACCGACAAGAAAAGCUCUUGAGUUGCUAAAAUUCCCGGUUCAUCUCUAAAACCGGUAUUCUUACUGUUCCUCUUCGGACAGUGCCCUCCCCAAAGCAAAUCUUCUUCGAUCUGUCUCUUAGACCUAUCGUGUGGUCUCUUGUUACUAAUCCAAAAGUGAGGACUUUGAAGCUUGCAUUUGUUUGGAAGAGGGAUCAAUGGGGAGGAUAAUGGAAUGGGCAGCAAGAUCUAAUCACUUGGGAGGCGUUCCAAGGAAAGCUGUGAUAACAGCUGUUGGUGCGUUUGCGAGAGCAGUUGCUAACCUUUGCAACAAGACCACAGUUCACAAUGCAGAUACUCUUAUGACUCUUGUCCGCUCACGUCCACCUGGUGUUCCUCUCAUCACUGUUAGUAAUCACAUGUCGACUUUAGAUGAUCCAGUAAUGUGGGGAGGGUUCAAGGGUCUUCUUUCCCUAGAUCCAGAGCUGGCUCGAUGGGUUCUUGCUGCAGAGGACAUAUGUUUCAAGAACCCUGUCUUCUCCUACAUCUUCCGCACUGGCAAGUGUAUACCUAUAACUAGAGGUGGUGGAAUCUACCAAGAACACAUGAGUGAAGCUCUCGAGCGAUUAAAAGAUGGAUCUUGGUUGCAUACCUUCCCCGAGGGCAAGGUGUUUCAAGAAGAUGUGCCUAUAAGACGACUUAAAUGGGGAACCGCAAGCCUCAUCGCCCGUUGCCCUGUCACCCCAAUCGUCUUGCCAAUCAUUCACCGUGGUUUUGACGAGAUGAUGCCGGAGAAGUACUUAUAUGGAAGAAGACCACCGUUACCGCUGUGGAACAAGAACCUUCGAGUUGUGGUUGGUGAACCAAUCGAGUUUGAUGUUCCUAUGAUGGUUGAGACCGCUGUCUCUGCAUCCUCCGGUCAUGUAACAGCUCCUCCCCUUCAAGAAGCGAAAUGGCCUGUUCUCUCUUCUGCUGGCCAAAAGCUAGACGAAACUGCUCAAAGAUACCUCUACACAGCACUUUCAGAGAAGAUUCAAUCCUCACUGGAAACACUGAGACUCUUAGCCAAGCGGUUGUGACUUUCGCCUGAAGCUCCCGGUUUAGAUACGCAAUGGACCAAUUGAUAACCAAUUAUUUCCUUUAUUUAAUCUUUUUUGUAGCUGAGAUAUAUCUUACAUUCUACACAUUGUAAUAAGGAUGAAAAAUGUAACAACUUCAAUUUAAACUAGGUGAUAAUCUGCGCGGAGCGAGGAAAUUAUUAAUGUAUUAUAAAUUUUAAUA